Molecule: messenger RNA, 5248 nt
Organism: Caenorhabditis angaria
Lineage: Eukaryota; Metazoa; Nematoda; Chromadorea; Rhabditida; Rhabditidae
Source: the annotation of a GenBank genome assembly
AUGGUCAAGAAGGAAAUUGAGGUGAAAACAAAAGAAUUAACAGUUGCAACAACAGUUGAAGAUGAAGAAAGUAAAAGAAAUACUGGAGCAAAAAAGAAAUUAAAUCUUGGGAAACGACCAUCAAUUGGUGGAGGAACAAAACAAGAAAAAACACUAGUGAAAGAUCAAAGUCAGAGAUCAAAAUUAAUUGGAAUCAGUGAUCGAUUAGAAGAUAUUCGAGAAAGAUCGCAAGCUUCUUCGAUUGGUUUGGAUCCGGGAAAAACUCUUCGAGAUGAUUUUAAAAUUAUCGACGAAUUAGUUAGUUCUCUUAAUUGUUUUCAUGGUUAUAUUUGCCGAGAAGAUGUUCAAUCAUUAUUGAAGAAAUUUGGAGAUUAUUUGAUUCGAAUAACAUGCCACGUAUCACCUACAAGUAUUAGAACUAAAAAGAGUAAUGUGAGAGGAACAGAUAAGAAAAAGAGGACACCAAGUAGUUCACGUGCAACUGAUAAAAGUAUGAAACAAGAUAUUCUUUUAUCGACGCAAGAUUUUGUGAUUGCAGUUUAUGGAAGUGAGUUUGAAAUAUGGACCACAGUGUGUGGUGACACUCUGCUCCCAAUAAGCAAACUGUUUUUUUCAGAACUCAAAGAUCCGAAAUCAAAGAAAAAAUCAGUGAUUCUAAACGUUAUGAUCCGCCGAACUAUUGAUGGUCUCAUCUACAUUGAUCCACAAAAACCAUUCAAAGAUAUCAAAGAUCUUCUCGAUUUUUAUUCCAAAAACACUGGAAUCAAUAAAGGGGUCUGUUUGUUUUUUUUUCUUCAAAAAACUUAUUAAAUUUUAUAUAACGCUUUAUUUUUUCAGUAUGAAUUCCAACUUUUGAAGCCGAUUGAAUUAAGCAAUUGGGAAUAUAAACAGAAAGAUAUUGGGAUCUCGGAUAAGAAAUUGGGAGAAGGAGCAUUUGGAGAGGUUCGUGUUGGAAAAAUCAAAUUGAAAAAUUCUGAGAAAACGAUGAAUGUGGCGGUGAAGAUGUUGAAGAAUUCGGAUUGUAUUUCAAGAGAACAAGUUGUUGAAUUACUUCAUGAAGGAAGAGUUAUGCGAUAUUUGGAUCAUAAGGUAGGUUAUAAUAGGAGGUGAAAUAUUUUUCACUAAAAGCUUUGAUGGAAGGCGAAAUAAUCGUUUUCAAAAUGCAUUCAAUAAUUUGCAGAAUGUUCUUCGUUCAUAUGGAAUGGCUGUUAUUCGUCAACCACUUUAUCUAAUGUCUGAAAUUUGUGAAUACGGUGCACUUCGUGAAUAUCUUCGAGAAAAUUCGAAAACAACAACUGACGCAGAAAGAAUUCAAUUUUGUCUCGGAUCAGCAAAAGGUGUCGAAUAUUUGCAUUCUCAAAGAUUGAUUCAUCGCGAUCUGGCAACCAGAAAUGUUCUACUCACCGAAGAAAAGAUUCCAAAAAUUUCGGAUUUUGGUUUGGCAAAAGUGACAGAUCGAUAUGAAAUGAAAGAACAAUGCAAAACACCAGUUCGUUAUCUUGCUCCAGAAACACUUGAGAAUUAUAUCUUCACAUCGAAAUCCGAUGUUUUUUCAUUUGGUAUGGUUAUUUGGGAGAUUUAUGAAAAUGGACAACAACCGCAUGAUGGAAAAAAUGCACAAACAAUUCGAGAUUUGACGAAAAAACAACAAUUUUUGAAAUUGAAUGAGAAAGCGCCAAAUGAAUUGCGAAAACUUGUCAGUGAUAAAAUAUUUGUGCCAGAUCCGGAGAAUCGAUGCAAUAUGAGUACUGUAGUUCAGACAAUUGAAAAACUGGUAAAAUAGUGGAAUAAAGUGAUUUAUGAAAAUAUGAACUUGUUGAAUUGAAUUUUAUUUGUUUUCGAAACCGGGAGAGUCCCGGAGUCAGAAUUUCGGUAUUCCAAUUCAGAAUUUAAAAUUUAGUUUGCAAUUUUCACGAUUGAAAACGACGAGCCGAGGUGUUGAAUUAUUCGUAAACAAAUAUCUGAAUUCUGAAAUUCUGAAAAUUAAAUCUAAAACUCAUUUUUCCUCUUCCUUUAUUCAUUUUUUUUCAUUCAAAACCAUUUCCAUCAAGUUUUGUUGCUUUGUUUUUUUUUGCAACCACAAUCUUCACUUUCUUCUCGUGUUCUUCAUCUUCAUAUUUUUUUGCUGACCACACGUCUGCGUCUCUUCUUCUCCCAUUAUCUCUUAUUUAUUUUGCCGGUGCUGCCUUGUACUACAUUUUCUUUGGUGUCUCUCGAUUUCAACAUACUCUCUAAUGGGUCAGAGAACAAGAGAAAGCAGCAAAAAAUGGAACAUUUCCCCCGGUUUUUUUUUUGGAUUUUUUUGUUUCGUGAGAAAAUGUGUGACUUUUUGAAAAGUUGUUGAAAUUUUUUGAAAAAGUGGAUUUUUUUCAUUUGGAAUAUAGUGACAAAAAAGUUUCUUAUUUCACAAAUAUUAAAUUUUUGAGCUGAAUAAGAUUUGAAUUUUAAGCUUCACUUACAAAUUUGUAUUUAUUUAAUCUACCUUAUUCAUUUACCAGAAAGUUUCUCGCAUUUUUUUGAUUUGAAACUCACAGGUGUCAGCGUGAUUUCCAUAUUUUUUCUAAAAUCUAUGUUUUCUAGUAGAUGUCGAUCACGAUCCCGUGGUCAAAAACUGUUGAACUCAACCCUGAGUUUGAGUUCCAAAAACUUUUGUGUCCACUUAGAUCAGCAUCAAACAAACCUAUGACACCUACAGUAAUCCACACAUUUUUCCCGCCAUAAACAAUAGCACCUGGCAAAAUUCCAAUGACAGUUCUUUGUUGUCUAUUUCUCCUUUGCUCUCUGUACACUAUUUUAUCGUUUAUCGAAACUCCGCCCACUUUUUUGCACAUAAACAAAAUGAGCCAACAAAUGGUAGUUAGUUGAGUAAGACGAUCUAUUUAUUUUCUCGUUUUUUUCUCUCCGAGACUUUUUUGUGUUAAUAUGUACAAAUGUUCUCUUUUUCUUGCUUGUUUUCAAUUAUUGUUAGGUCACAGAUUGAUUUUGAGGCACGUCUUUGCUUAACAACUAGGUUUUCUAGGUCUGGAUACUUGAAAUCGAAGCUGUCAAGGCUCGGCUUCUUGUUAGAUUUGGAGUCUCGAUGCAUAUCCUAGACAGUUAGUUCUUUCAGCCGUCAGAACUAGACUAUUCAAAUGCUGAUCCUUGUCAAAAAUACCUUACCAUCCUUAAUCACUAGGUCUUUACAGUAGAUUAAAAGUGUUUUCUCUAAAUCUCUUACGUUGAGUAAAAGGAGUUUACUGGAAAAGAUGACUCAUGUUAUAAACAUACAUGAAAUGGGUCCCCUGAAUCGGGGUGAGGGGCUUAACUUUUUCAAAAAUCUGAAGAGAAGGGUGCCUAACUUGGCCAAUUUUCUGCUGAUAAUUUACCAAAAUUCGCUCAAAAAUGUGAGGCAGGUGUUUAACUUUGGAAAAUUUUCAAGGAGGGACCCUAACUUUAAAAACUGACUCGGGGACCUAUUUUAUGUGUGGUUAUAAACAAUCUUUUCUCGUUCGUUUCACAUGACUUUCUUAUGAACCAAAAGUACAGUUUCCUAACACAUGUUGUUUUCACCACCAGAAUUUCUCACAUGAUUUUUCCUCACUCACUCUAGGUUUUGCUUUGCUUUGAAAUACAAAACAAAUAAUCAGCUGAUUUUAUUUCGUAACUCUUUUCUCAUCCUAUUUUUCAAGCAAAAAUUCAACUUUUUUUUUUGCAGAUGCCAACAUUUAAUCCUUUCACGACAACGAAUGAAAAAAUGAACAAAAACGAACAACAACUUUGGAUUUCUGCAACUUCUUCUCGAACAUAUUCCGAUGAUAGUCUAUCAUCUCGAAGACACACGUCGAAUGGAUUCAUUGCCAGCUUUUUUGAUGUGAGUUGUUUUCAAAAUUCAAUUUUUUUUAAUCAUUAGGGUAGGAAUAAACUGACGACACUCAAUGCAAUAGUAAGAGAUUUAGAGAUAAAUAUUUUUGAUCUACCAGAAACCAUAAUCUGGCACACCUAAAAUUAGGGAUUUUCGAAAUGUACUUGUAAUCUAUUUUUCUCUAAGUCUCCUCAGUCUUGUCUAAUUUCCUAAAUUUCUGAUUUUUUUAAAUCUCAUCUCAUCUCAGCUUCAUCUAGUUUAAUUAUAUGUGCUCAAUUUUUUCUAAAAGUGCAUAGUAGUAGUAUCAAUAUCAUAUAUAUUUCUAUUUAAAGUGCAUAGGUUUGUUGCUGCUGGCCGUCAGCAGCAAAAUCAAUCAGUCUCUCCAUUUUUUUCCUGUCGGUUUCAUUCGUUUCUGCCGCUUCUUUCGCUGCCAUCGUCCAGUUGUUUUUUUUUUCGGUGUCUGGGUCUCUUCACAUUUUGUUCCCAAACUCCUCUAUUUUCAUUUGUUUCUUCUUCUCCAUUUCACUUUCAUAAAUAUAGUUUUAUUUGGUUGUUUCCUGGAAACAUUUUCCCUAACUUCUGUCUUUUUUUCAGUCCAAAACGAGUCAAUAUGUGAAAUUGAUUGUCUUGUGCAUUUUGGCCGUUGUCCAUUUGGUUUACAUGAAUGAUUAUAUCGAAAAAUUUGCAGCUUUUGAUGAGAUGAACACUUUGGUAUGUUUAUUUUUAAAAAUUUAUUGGAAUUUUACAGUCUCUUUUUAUUCCAGGUUGAGAUUUCGGAAGUGAACAACGGACAAAAUGCAGCUGAUAUUCAAACAAUCCGAUACACAAUGAAUGCAUUUAUUGAUUAUAAGAAAAAUCUUUGGAUGACAGUUGGAUCAAUGUGUGCUUCACUUGCAACCACUGCUUCAAUUCUUAUGAUUUCUACAAACGGCAAUCACACAUUGGUCAAUAAACCAACAAUGAUUUUGGUAAGAUUUACCCCACUAUUUCUGUCUAACUCAUUUAAUUUUUCAGAUUCGAAUUUUCGAUCUUAUCUCAUUCGCCUUCAUUGGUUGCUUAUUAUUCGCCCGUGUUUCAUCUGCUGUAAUUAUCCAUCAAACAACUCAACACGCAUUAAAAAGUGCCGAUCGACUUGUUUCACUUAAUGAUUUAAUUAAUCAAUUAAGUUGUUCAAUCUCUCCACGUGAUCAACUGCCAUUGUGUUCUCAUCUCUUCAUUGCCUCAAUUUUCCCCGUCAAACUUAUCGAAUAUCUUAUCAUUCUUUGUCUUCUAACUGGUGCUUACAUCGGCUUGGCAUAUUUGAUUCAAUGGUGUAUUCGCCAUUUUUUCCCACCAACUUCAAGACAACAAAUUCACGAUGAUUCAUCGGACUCACAACUUGUGGAUCAAAAACUUCUUCUCGCCUAA